AAGCUGCGCAAUCGGCUCUCGUUCAAGAGCGCGCGCGCCGCCCUGGCCGAGCGCGAGAUCCUCAAGCGAGAGAAUCGCUGCAAGAGACCGCUGACCCAGCGCAACGUCGACACCUUUCUGAUUGAGCAGGAUCUCAAUGACGCGCGCAUCCGCCGGGCAGAGAACCUGCACGUCUCGCAGUGGCUGCAGCAGUUGCCA
Molecule: messenger RNA, 198 nt
Organism: Talaromyces proteolyticus
Lineage: Eukaryota; Fungi; Ascomycota; Eurotiomycetes; Eurotiales; Trichocomaceae
Exons: 1
Source: RefSeq, a predicted model, not a curated record